Messenger RNA from Daucus carota subsp. sativus, 1981 nucleotides. RefSeq names its product low affinity inorganic phosphate transporter 1. Gene Ontology annotation, molecular function: phosphate transmembrane transporter activity. The record is from RefSeq and is a predicted model, not a curated record. Bases 219 to 1820 code for a protein of 533 amino acids. The transcript is spliced from 2 exons. Gene Ontology annotation, biological process: phosphate ion transport; transmembrane transport. Gene Ontology annotation, cellular component: membrane. Lineage: Eukaryota; Viridiplantae; Streptophyta; Magnoliopsida; Apiales; Apiaceae.
AACCGAAUACAGAAUAUGCUCUUAUUAUGCCAACUUGAAAGUCUUCUCUAAGUAUUAUAAAUAUGCUCCACUCCUCUACUCCUUACAUUCCAUCCUCCAUACUAGUACUCCUAGUCUCCUACAACACCUCUUUCCAUACACAUUUAUGUUUGUGUAUUCACUCUCUUCCUCAUAACAGUUGUGUAUUCACCAAGUAGUGUUUGAGGCUCUCAAAAGCAAUGGCAAGAGAUGAAUUGAAAGUGCUUAAUGCACUUGAUGUGGCUAAAACACAAUUGUAUCACUUCACUGCAAUUGUUAUUGCUGGAAUGGGAUUUUUCACUGAUGCAUAUGACUUGUUCUGCAUCUCCCUUGUCACUAAGUUGCUAGGCCGAAUUUACUACCACGUCGAUGGAGAUCUCAAGCCCGGAACGCUGCCUCCUGGUGUCGCGGCUUCAGUUAAUGGUGUCGCGUUUGUUGGCACCAUUGCAGGCCAGCUGUUUUUCGGAUGGCUUGGAGACAAAAUGGGGAGGAAAAGAGUCUAUGGAAUGACACUGAUGAUAAUGGUCAUUUGCUCAAUUGCUUCUGGCCUUUCUUUUAGUGACAAACCGAAAUCUGUUAUGGCUACAUUGUGUUUCUUCAGGUUUUGGUUAGGCUUUGGCAUUGGUGGUGAUUACCCUCUUUCUGCUACAAUCAUGUCUGAGUAUGCUAACAAGAAGACGCGUGGAGCGUUUAUUGCAGCUGUCUUUGCGAUGCAGGGAUUUGGGAUUCUGGCAGGAGGUAUUUUUGCAAUUAUUGUGUCUGCGUCGUUUCAGUCUAGUUUCCCAGCUCCAACAUAUGAAGAGAAUCCUCUGGCCUCUACUGUUAAGCAAGCGGAUUAUGUGUGGAGGAUUAUUCUAAUGUUUGGCGCUAUUCCUGCUGGCAUGACAUACUAUUGGCGCAUGAAAAUGCCUGAAACUGCACGUUACACGGCUCUAGUGGCGAAAAAUGCAAAACAGGCUGCUACUGAUAUGUCCAAAGUGUUGCAGAUGGAGAUCGAUGCAGAACCAGAGAAAGUUGAUGAGGUAACCAAGAAACAAUUUGGUUUGUUUAGCAGAGAAUUUGCUAGACGCCAUGGCCUUCAUUUGCUUGGGACUACCAGUACAUGGUUCUUGUUGGACAUUGCUUUCUAUAGUUCCAAUCUUUUCCAGAAGGACAUUUUCACCAAUGUAGGAUGGCUUCCUCCGGCCAAAACCAUGAACGCGAUUCAUGAGGUUUACAAAAUUGCAAGGGCUCAGACUCUUAUUGCUCUCUUCAGCACUGUCCCUGGUUACUGGUUUACAGUGGCAUUUAUUGAUAAGAUAGGAAGAUUCAAGAUUCAGUUAAUGGGCUUCUUCUUCAUGACUGUGUUCAUGUUUUCAUUAGCUAUUCCAUAUGAUCACUGGAGUCAAAAAGGAAACCGAAUUGGAUUUGUGGUGCUGUACUCACUGACCUUUUUCUUCUCAAAUUUUGGUCCUAAUGCAACCACGUUUGUCGUUCCAGCUGAGAUUUUCCCUGCACGACUGCGGUCUACUUGCCAUGGUAUAUCAGCAGCAUCUGGAAAAGCGGGGGCAAUGGUAGGGGCAUUCGGGUUUCUGUAUGCAUCUCAGAGCCAGGACAAGACCAAGACAGACAAAGGAUAUCCAGCAGGUAUUGGAAUGAAGAACUCCCUUAUAGUUCUUGGUGUUGUCAAUGCACUCGGCCUGUUGUUCACAUUCUUGGUGCCCGAAUCCAAUGGAAAAUCUUUGGAAGAACUGUCUCAAGAAAAUGUAGAAGAAGAGGAGCCGGAGUCAAGGCCACAGCAUAGCAGGACUGUCCCAGUUUAAUCAAGUUAUGUUUGCAGCUACUUAAAAGGGUGAAACUUCAACAAAUAUCUUAAGUAAAGAUGAAAUAAUCUCUAUGUAAUUCUGUUGUACUAUAUUGUUGUAGUCUUUCUAAUUAAACAGUACAUGUUAAGUUUCAAAUAUACGAGAAGUUUUAUGCAUCA